Messenger RNA from Drosophila busckii, 704 nucleotides. RefSeq names its product proteasome subunit beta type-3. Bases 48 to 665 code for a protein of 205 amino acids. Lineage: Eukaryota; Metazoa; Arthropoda; Insecta; Diptera; Drosophilidae. Gene Ontology annotation, biological process: proteasome-mediated ubiquitin-dependent protein catabolic process. Gene Ontology annotation, cellular component: proteasome core complex; proteasome core complex, beta-subunit complex. The transcript has a single exon. The record is from RefSeq and is a predicted model, not a curated record.
ACAGCUCUUUUAAAGAAAACAGCUUUACAAUUUUUAUACUAAAUAAAAUGGCGGAGAAAAUUUACCACAAUGGGGGUUGUGUGGUUGCUAUGCGUGGUAAAGACUGUGUGGCCAUUGCCACAGACCAUCGCUUUGGUGUUUUGUCCCAAACAUUGUCUACAGAUUUUAAGAAAGUUUAUACUGUCGCACCACGCUUACUGCUUGGAUUGGUUGGACUGCAGAGUGACAUUCUAACGGUUCUGGAUCGUAUUACACUGCGCAAGAAUCUUUAUGAGAUGGAAAACCACGAGGUUUCAGCAAAGAGUUUUACGUCUUUGCUUUCAACAUUUCUAUACGAGCAUCGUUUUGGACCCUACUAUGUUGAACCGGUGAUUGCCGGCUUGAACUCGCACACACUGGAACCAUUUCUAUGCACAAUGGAUCUAUACGGCUGUCCGACUAAAGUGGAUGACUUUGUGGCAGCUGGCUCCUGUGCUUGUCAAUUGAUGGGUAUGGGUGAGACAUUGUGGCGCCCUAAUCUUCAGCCAGAUCAGCUGUUUGAAGUCAUUGCGCAGACUAUAUUAAAUGCCUUCGAUCGUGACGCACUCUGUGGCUGGGGUGCCACGGUUUAUGUUGUGGAAUUUGAUAAGAUAACAAAGCGUACGUUAAAGACACGCAAGGAUUAGGAAAUGUGCUCACUCUGAUUCAGUAAUAAUAAUCUUCAA